UUUACGUAAAAAAUUAAACAGUCAUAAAAAAUAUCUGAACGCUUCGUUAGUCAGAACCUUUUGUGUUAAGAAAGAAAAUUGUGUUCAGUGAUAAAUAGUGAAAGAAAACAGUUCAAGUGACUAUGUUUCGUUGAUGUCCUAGUCGUCUGUAUUAGUCCUACGAGCUGUACGAUACAAGUAUGGUGUAGAUAAAUCGGCGCCUGCGCAUUGUGAAGAUUAUGGCGUCCGUAUGGAAGCGACUGCAGCGCGUCAACAAGCGUGCCGCAAAAUUUCAGUAUACGGCCUCAUAUCACAGAGUGGACUUGGACACGUCGCCUAAAUGGAAACCCAACAAGCUGAGUUUGGUGUGGACGCGGCGAUCUCGUCGGGUCAUCACAGAACCAAGGGAAUGGGAACCGUCGUUAAAAGAUCCCCUAAAAGGGUCUGUAAUCUACACGAUGCCUGAGAAUCACACGGUUGCAGUGACCUUGUUCAAGGACUCCCGCACCAACGAGCUGGAAGAUAAAGACUGGACCUUCGUAUUAGAAGAUGUUUCAGCAACAGGCAAACGUAGAAGACUGGCCGUAUGCGCAAUCAACAUGCGUAAAUAUGCAAGUUUGGAACCGUCACAGCGGCCUCUGGUGCUGACUUUAGACCCAACCACGCAGAAGAUCACCGCAGCAUCUAUUCAUCUCACGUUACAUUGUGUAUUGUUGAGAGAGGGACAGGCUACGGAUGAGGAUAUGCAGUCAUUGGCAUCACUAUUAUCAGUUAACAAUAACUCGGACAUUGCAGUGUUGGAAGAUCUCGACGAAGAUGACUACACGUUAUCAGAUAACUCUACAAGACAGAUGUUUGAUCUUCGACAACAAAUGGAAGAAAUGACGCAGAGUCUAACCAAUAGCGAUAUAGCGGCCACACCCAACAGCGUUCAAAGCCUAAACUUUGACAACUCCCGAACCCCAACUGCACCCAUCACCCCCGAGACAGACGACCCUAUCACCCCCGUGCCUAGAGACAUGACUCCCCUCGAAACGGAACUAAACUUCGAAUCGCAUACAUCUAAAUCCAGACCUGAAUUCCUUAGUAAUUUAACGAAAUUGGCGAUGAAAACCGAACAGCCUAAAUUUACAUCGACUCCCAAUAAAAAUACUAAUCAUAUAGUGACAGAUAGUAAAAUAGAUAAUAUGAAAGGUCCGCCAGUGUUUAAAGCUAAAACGAUAGCAAAAACCAGCCUUAAGCCGUUGGAGUUUAAGACUAAUUUGAAUAAUAUAACUUUGGACAAGAACGACAAUGAGAAUGAAGAUAGCGAUAAAACGCCGACUGCAGAGGUUGAAAAUGUAGAUAAAGCUUUCCCGGAGAAGUUAGAUAAGGACAAAACCCCAGUACAAGAUCUGCUGGAGUGGUGCCAGAGUGUGACGCGGGAAUACAAAUCGUGUCGGAUCACCAAUCUGACCACCAGUUUUCGAUCAGGACUUGCAUUCUGCGCAAUCAUACAUCGAUUCCGGCCUGACCUUAUCGACUUCUCGGGUCUGCAGCCGGACGACGCGGAGCAGUGCGUGCGAGCGGCGCUGGAGGCCGGCGCGAGGCUCGGGGUGCCGCAGGUGUUGUGUGCGGCAGACGUGCUCGCGCGGCCCGCGCCCGACAGACUCGCGAUAAUGACGUAUCUAUUCCAACUGCGUACGCACUUCACUGGGAAAGAAUUGCAAGUAGAACAAUUAGGUAACGAGGAGACGGAGUCGUCGUACCUGGUGGGUCGUCACGACACGGACGGGUCGGUGCCGGCCGAGCUGUUCACCCGGGAGGUGGCCGCGCGCCGCUCCAGGACCCUCCUCGCCCGGCCCCGCCCCCAUUCACAAGAGUCGCAAGAGUCGAAACAUUCACAAGAGCGGUCCACCCCCGACAAGCCAAGUUCUCCGACCGCCAUCAAGGACGUGAGGGACCUGUUCUUGCAACAGUCCAAGACGAUACUCGGCAAGAUGCUGUCACCUGCACGCGAUCAGAGGGAGAAACCUUCGGCCAAGUGGUUCGCGGAUCCUUUGAAAGUUACCGAGCCAUUACCAGCGAGGCCGGAGAAGUUGAUGACACGCAAGGAACUAACGGACCCAUUCGGAUCUGACGAUGAAGAGGAACAACCCCAGCAGACCAUCAGUAAUAGCAGUCCACCGCAGCUGGAGAACAAUGCUAAAAUUGAAUCUAGUACAGAUCACACCCCGAGUGUGGAGGCUACGUCUAUCUCAGCCCCUGCAGGGGUUGCUUCACCCCCGGAAUUGCCGCGUCCCACGCCGCAAUUAUUGUCUCGCCACGAUGAGUUGAAAGAGCGAGCGAGACAGUUGCUCGAAGCUACAAAAAAAGAGGCUAGAGAAAAAGAGAGAAAUAGAAGGCAAAAUUCCAAAGAAAACGAAGAAGCAAAGAGUGAGAUUGUGAACGGACUUAGAAACGGAGAGAUGAGUCCUAAAAAGCCAAUGACAGAGGAAGAGAGACAAGUGAUGCUACGCGAGAGAGCGAGAAAGCUAAUAGCCGAUGCGAGAGCUGGCAUUGUUAGCCCUACGUCCCCGUUAUCGCCGGGGCGAGUCCGCUCCGGCACGGUCGAGAUCAUCAGCAAGCAAUCCGUCAUGGAUGAACUUGCGGCCGCUGGCGGCAUGGAGCAGUUGGACGCGUUACUAGGUCGUCAGGAUUCAGUGCACUCCAGCCCUUCCAGGAACAGUUCCAUCAGUCCAGACAGAUCUGAAGAUCAUCACAGUGAGGACAGCCGCAGCAUCAAGAGUGGUUCUCAGGGCUCGGGGCGGCGAUCUCCGCUGCAUUCGUUCUCCGCACUUGUUGACAGACUCACGCCGGAUAAAGAACUACCUGACGAGGGUCGAGAAUCCGGUUCCUAUAUACAAAGCGAGUUAGAAGCCCUGGAGAAAGAACAAAAGUCUAUAGACGAACGAGCGGCCGCGCUGGAGAAGCAACUACGACGGGUCAUGGACGCGGCUGAUAAUACCGAGGAGGAAGGACGUCUGAUGUCGCAGUGGUUCAACUUGGUGAAUAAGAAGAACGCGCUACUCAGGCGGCAGAUGCAGCUCAACAUACUCGAGCGAGAGGAAGACCUCAGUCGCCGCUGCGAACUGCUGGCGCAGGAGUUGAGACUCUCUCUAGGAGUGGACGAGUGGAGGAAGACCCCGGGACAGAAGAGGCGGGAGAGACUGUUGCUUCAGGAACUAUUGUCAGCUGUCAACGAACGUGAUAGAUUAGUGCAAGAAAUGGAUGAACAGGAGAAAGCAAUAGCAGACGACGAUGCAAUCGAACGAAACCUCUCACAGGUGGAAAUACAAAGGAAGAACAAUUGCAUACUGCAGUGAACUGGCAGUCUGCACGAUGGUCGAGGCACUAUUAUUAAUAAAUAAAAAAACUUUGUCUAUGGUACACACUAGCGUUUUAAGGCGGUACGUUUACUGUGCGUUUUUUUCGCAUAUACAAUUUUUAUAUACUUUUUCGUGACGUCAUUCAAUUUUAUAUAUCUACAUGUGAAUGAUAAAAUAGUUGUUUUUGAACUUGAUUAAUAAUAAUGUAUUUAAUUGUGUUAUGACUGCGAACAGAGAUUAAUAGAAAAGAGAAACAUAUUACGCCGACGUGUUUAAUAUACAUUAUUUAAAUUAUUAACCGGGUCUUAAGCAAAGUUCAGUAGCAUUAAUAGUCAAUAAGUGUACGGAUACCGUGAGUGCUGUGUGUCGCGAACUUUCGUUAAACAAUCUUGUGACGGUAGAUGAAAAAACUGCUGUCACCUAUCUACAUUGACAUCGCUGUAACUCCAGUCAGCUCGUGACCACGGCUAGUGCAACCUAGUCGAAACAUCGAGAGAGGUAAAUACCUUUAUUUGCCAUAAAAUUAUUCGUGUUAAGACCCGGUUAAUAAUUUAAAUAAUAUAUUACGCCGACCACAAAUAAAUGGGAUAAGGAAGAAGCUGAUGAUGAGGAUGUGUUAUAACUUCAAAAAUAUUACGGUACUUGGAGUAUGUAUUUGCGUUUGACGAUCAGACUAGUUUGCUAGUGCUCUAGUCAGUACAAUUUAUUUUGCUUUAUAUUACACAUUGAGUAGUCUUUGUGUUGUGUUGAAUAACUAUAUUAGUAUUAUGAAAGUUAAAAUAAUAAAAUAAAUGUUGCAAUUAAAUUUACAGCAGUUAUAUCUAUAAUUUAGAUUGUCUUUGGUUUUGAUUUAAAUUUCAAAGUUCGAAAAAUAUAAAUACUACCAAAUAAUCUUUCUUCGCUUCUAUAGAUCAGUCUCAGUUAUUAUAUAUUAAUGUAAUUUCAAAUCCUGGGAGAAAAAAACCAAAUAUAUAUUUUUUACAUAUUGGUUAUACGUAAAAACUA
Achroia grisella is the source of this 4331-nucleotide messenger RNA. RefSeq names its product EH domain-binding protein 1 (gene Ehbp1). Bases 219 to 3323 code for a protein of 1034 amino acids. The transcript has 24 exons. NCBI's taxonomy places the organism in Eukaryota, Metazoa, Arthropoda, Insecta, Lepidoptera, Pyralidae. Gene Ontology annotation, molecular function: protein binding. The record is from RefSeq and is a predicted model, not a curated record.